AUGUCGCCAGCACAUAAGACGUAUGUGCACAUGCUGGCGUCGUCGUUGGGAGAGAUCGCGGCCUGCGCAAUCCGUGUGCCAACAGAAGUCGUUAAGCAACGUGCGCAGGCUGGCCUGUUUGGUGGAUCUACCCUACUUGCGCUGAGAGACAUCUUGUCCCUGCGGAGGAGUCAUGGCCUUUACACAAUGACAAUGGAGCUAUAUCGAGGUGGCGGUAUCACAAUUCUGCGGGAGAUCCCCUUCACGAUCAUUCAGUUCAGCCUUUGGGAGUACCUGAAGUCAGCCUACUCCAGGCGUCAAACCGAGCUGACCGGGCGUGAAAAAGGUCUCACGACCACGGCUGAGAGUGCCAUCUUCGGUAGUGUAUCAGGGGCAAUUGCCGCUGGGCUAACCACACCUCUGGACGUCCUAAAGACACGGAUCAUGAUAACCAGGAGGACCUCUGGCGAUGGGGCGGCGGAGCGUCAAGGCGUCGUAACUGUGGCUCGUCAAAUCCAGAGGCAGGAUGGAUUGCGCGGCUUCUUUCGUGGUUUCAUUCCUCGAGUCGGAUGGAUCAGCACUGGAGGAGCAAUAUUCCUGGGAUCCUAUCAAUGGGCUAUGCAUCAACUUGGAGCACCGCGCGAUGACGGGACAGCUGUAUGA
This is a messenger RNA of Cyphellophora europaea CBS 101466, 642 nucleotides long. RefSeq lists its product as uncharacterized. The coding region runs from base 1 to 642 and encodes 213 amino acids. The transcript has a single exon. The record is from RefSeq and is a predicted model, not a curated record. Gene Ontology annotation, molecular function: S-adenosyl-L-methionine transmembrane transporter activity. Lineage: Eukaryota; Fungi; Ascomycota; Eurotiomycetes; Chaetothyriales; Cyphellophoraceae. Gene Ontology annotation, cellular component: mitochondrial inner membrane.